This is a messenger RNA of Echinococcus granulosus, 660 nucleotides long. RefSeq lists its product as hypothetical. The transcript is spliced from 3 exons. The coding region runs from base 1 to 660 and encodes 219 amino acids. The record is from RefSeq and is a predicted model, not a curated record. NCBI's taxonomy places the organism in Eukaryota, Metazoa, Platyhelminthes, Cestoda, Cyclophyllidea, Taeniidae.
AUGGUGCGCUGUUUAUGGGUCCUACCAGAAGACUUGUCGAGGAUUUAUGUUGCCAUUCCGAAAGUGACUUCGGCUAUGGGUGAAAGACCACCGCGGCUAUCUCGUCUGGUGGUUCAAGAUUUCAAUGAGAAUGAUAAGGGUACCUACACUUGUAGCAGAAAGAGCACUAUCACGGGACCACCCAACCCAACUCCUGCCAAAGUGGAUCUCAUCAUGCGCCCUCGUCUCCUCGCCGACUUCACCUCUCUAUCACGCACGGAGACGGAUGAGGUGGUCAUGACAGGUUAUCGAGUGAGUGUGCCCCUUGAAGAGGGUCUCGAGGGUGGUCUAGUGUGUCGCACAAAUCCUACCUUUAAUGAACCUAUUCGUGUGACCUGGUUCUACCAUGGACGCCAGUUGAUUGGACCCGCGGCAUCAAUGUCGGAAGGGGUCGAUUUGCCCAAGGCUUCAGACCAUAAAGAGAGGAAGAAGAAUAGACAAAGAAAGCAUCAGACUAGAGAUAGCACUUUGCAAAUGGGAGGAAGAGGAGGCAGUCCUUUAAAAAAGCUUUCCGAUGCUGUCUUCAGACCGGCUGUGGUAGAUCCGGCUGAACUGGGAGUCUCGUUGGAAAAUAACUCACAGGUGAGGCAUUACUUUAUAUCAAAAGCUUGGAAAAAGUGA